Molecule: messenger RNA, 757 nt
Organism: Olea europaea var. sylvestris
Lineage: Eukaryota; Viridiplantae; Streptophyta; Magnoliopsida; Lamiales; Oleaceae
Product: plastocyanin-like
Exons: 1
Coding region: 81-584 (167 amino acids)
Cellular component (GO): chloroplast thylakoid lumen
Molecular function (GO): copper ion binding
Source: RefSeq, a predicted model, not a curated record
GCCUUCUUAUUUCAUUCUUUAUCUCCGCUCACAAACAGGCUUAAAGCUAGUAGAUUUACAACUUUCAACGCUGCUUAAGAAUGGCAUCUGUUAUUUCUUCUGCUGUUGCCAUCACAUCAUUCACCGGCCUUCAGGCCGCCGGUUCCUCGACCUCAAAGUUGCGCCACCACCAAGGGUUCCACCCGUCCCCCAAGCUGGCCGUGAAGGCUUCAUUGAAAGAUAUAGGUAUUGCAGCAGUUGUUGCGACUGCUGCCACUGCAGUGCUAACCAGCAAUGCCCUGGCUGUCGAGGUCUUGCUUGGUGGUAGUGAUGGCACACUGGCUUUCAUUCCUGAUAACAUCUCUGUGGCCGCCGGAGAGAAAAUUGUGUUCAAGAACAAUGCUGGAUUCCCCCACAAUGUUGUUUUCGACGAGGAUGCAAUUCCGACAGGAGUUGAUGCGUCGAAAAUCUCUAUGUCGGAGGAGGACUUGCUGAAUGCAGCUGAAGAGACUUAUGCAGUGACUCUGACAGAGAAGGGAACUUACAGAUUCUACUGUACUCCUCAUGAAGGUGCUGGUAUGGUUGGCACAAUAACUGUAAACUAGAUUAGCAUGUUUGCCUGAUCUAAAAAAAUGUUAGCAACAUUUUUUUCUUUUAUUAAAAAUGUUUGGGAUUUUUAGUUCUUAAAUGCUAAUUAUCUCAGUUUUGUAUUUCUUGAUAUAUAUACACCCUAUGUAUUCUAUUGAAUAUUUAUGGAAUUUAGCCCUUGUUUGAGUCC